This is a messenger RNA of Coffea eugenioides, 1328 nucleotides long. RefSeq names its product transcription factor MYB41-like. The coding region runs from base 160 to 1131 and encodes 323 amino acids. NCBI's taxonomy places the organism in Eukaryota, Viridiplantae, Streptophyta, Magnoliopsida, Gentianales, Rubiaceae. The record is from RefSeq and is a predicted model, not a curated record. The transcript is spliced from 4 exons.
UCUGUGGAGCAGUGGUGUUUCACAAUCUUUUUGCCAUCUUUUCUGCUGACUCGAGUCAUCAGCAUUUUCACUACUAUGACAGCUAACAGCAAAAACCAACACAAGACCGACGUCCAAACCAAUCACCGCUCUCCUCUUGCUGGAUUUUCCGUUGCUUGAAUGAGGAACAUGGAAAAGAAGAAGAAACGAGAGACGAAGCAAAAGAAGAUGGGAAGAUCACCAUGUUGUGAUAAAGAGGCAGUGAAGAAAGGGGCAUGGAGUCCUGAAGAGGACAAGACUCUUGUUGACUACAUCAACAAGAAUGGGCAUGGUACCUGGCGAUCCCUCCCUAAACUUGCAGGUCUCCUUCGAUGUGGCAAGAGCUGCCGACUUCGGUGGACAAAUUAUCUCCGUCCUGGUAUUAAACGUGGUCCAUUCUGUCCCGAGGAAGAAGCUUCUAUCAUGCAGCUGCAUACCAUGCUAGGCAACAAAUGGGCAGCUAUAGCUUCUCACUUACCUGGAAGAACAGACAAUGAAAUCAAGAACUUCUGGAACUCGCAUCUAAAGAAGCGUGUUAAAGCAAGCCUCGACCAGCCAGAGUCCAUUUUAACAUCUGAUGACUUUGGAUUGGAAACUCCAUCAACUCGCCACAUGGUGCAGUGGGAAAGUGCCAGACUUGAAGCAGAGGCCCGGCUAUCAAUGGAUCCUUUACUCCUGAGCUCAUCAUCAGCAGCUAAAACGGAAUGCGACUACUUCCUUCGUCUUUGGAAUUCUGAAGUUGGAGAAUCAUUUCGUCAAGGAGUCGCUUGUCAGAGUCCUUUGUCUCAAGUGUCAUCAUCCAUAAAAGAUGAAUCAACUUCUGGAGUUACAACACAGACUGAUUCUGCAAGGAUAUUUGGCUCUGCUGAUGCCACUGAAAAUCAGAAGCAGGAAGAGCAUAUGAGCUGCCAUAAUUCAGAAGAGCUGCUUACUGGUUCUGAUUCCUCAAAGUCACAUGAAUUGGAUAAUUCCUCAGAAACAAAGAUGCAGCUACUGCAAGAUUUACCGAAUGGUAAUGAUAUGGAAUUUCUGCAAGAACCUAUUGAUGAUGUCUCCAUGUACCUGCAAGAACCAAUUUCACUGACUGACUGCUAUCCUUGGAAACAAUUAUAGUUGUGGUUAUAGCAACUUACAUCUGAAAAACUGCUGCAGUAAUUAUUUACAUGUUUUGCUAAUUACAGCCGCUGGCUGUUUAAAACUCUAAAUCAAGGAGCUCUAGUCCCAGAGGACAGUAAAUCAGGUAGCAAACCAAACAGUUUUGGCAAUUUGUAUAUGUACUGGGUUUUGGAAAAGGCAGAAAAACUUCUUUC